Anastrepha obliqua is the source of this 1980-nucleotide messenger RNA. Its product is annotated as stAR-related lipid transfer protein 7, mitochondrial. Bases 398 to 1636 code for a protein of 412 amino acids. Gene Ontology annotation, molecular function: lipid binding. The transcript is spliced from 2 exons. The record is from RefSeq and is a predicted model, not a curated record. Lineage: Eukaryota; Metazoa; Arthropoda; Insecta; Diptera; Tephritidae.
UCACACAUUCCACGAAUUUACUUUUUAUAGCUCGUGUGUGGUGGUAUGCUUGUUUCCUUAAUUCGUACCACAUGCAACGUUAAUUCUUCAAUAAUUAUAUAUAUUUAGACAUCAUUUGGUAACUAUUGUCAAUCAAUGUCAAAAGUGAAUUAAAUGUACCGACACGGGUGGGGAGUAUACUCGUACAAAAUUCGAAAUAUAUCCAUAAAAAUUGUUGCUGCGUUGUUAUGCAAGCGAUCGGACGCCUCCACAUACUAUAUAGCGGCACCGGUGUGAUGUAUAGAGUGCAUGGAACUGCAGUAAACUAAAUCUAAAAAAAUAAACAACUAAACGCGUCACAUGCCGGCAACAAAGAAAGAGCAACAACAAAAAUUGAGUCGCUAAGAAUAAAUCAACAAUGUUUAGUCGUAUUUUGUUGAACAUUAAGCAUCGAUCUAAUAUUACAUUGCGCUCAUGGUCGUACCAAUGCGAGUCGAUUUUAGCUCAACGUUCACGUCGAAUCCAGCAGUUAUUUUCAUUCUACCACCGCGUAUACGGUUCAAAUGGGCUACAACGAUUGCUCCGCUCCUACCACAAACAGUUUGAACCGCCAAUAAGAGGCAUAAUGCUAAGUGCAGUGGGAGUAGUGGGUUUAAAACUCACUUCAGUAUGUGAAGCAGCUGGAUUCAAUUGGGAAAAAGAACGUUUAAGCCUUAAAAAUUUUGACCUUUGCAAGCGAGAUAUUGACUUUAUUAACCAGUUGCCAAAUAAUAAAUUAUGUUCUUUGUGCAAAGAGAAGCACAUGAAAUACUGUUAUUGCUCAGUGGGUAAUAAAAAGUGUCGAUCGCUUAAAGAUGGGCGAGAGAGUAUACGUAACUGCCAGCGUCCGCUAAAUUUACCCACAAAUCCUCCACCUUUAGGUAACAAAGUAAUAGAAGGUGUUAAUGAAAACCAGUGGGAGCCAUAUUUUAGCAAAGAUGAGUUUUCAAUUUGGCGACGGGAGGAACGAUCAGCUAUGUACUCUUAUAAGGUGUAUGCGCGCUUUGAUGAUGUCUCUGCUGAAGAUCUGCUACAUGUCCAGACAGACCUGGGAUAUCGUCGAUUAUGGGAUGAAACUGCUGUACGGCUAGAAUUAAUAGAAGAGGACCCAACACCCAAUACAAAUUCGCAUCUAAUUUAUUGGGAAAUGCAAUGGCCAAGACUUUUCUCUAACCGAGACUAUGUCUAUUGUCGUCGCUUUGUGACCGACGUCAAACUUAAUGUUAUGAUGGUAUGCAGUCUAGGUGCACAACAUGCCAAAUAUCCAGUUUACUCGAACAAAGUCCGCGUUAACGAUUACUGGAGUUUGAUGGUUAUAAAACCUUUUAAAACUUUCGGUGAACCAGGAGUGCACUACAUACUAACAUAUUACGAUGAUCCAGGACUGCCAAUUCCUCAAAAUAUUAAAUCAUGGGUGGCACAAAAACAAAUGCCAGAAUUUUUGAAAAAAAUGUACCUAGCAACGAAACAGUACUCUUUUAACCGAGCACUCGAGAUGCAACACAUAUUCAGUAUGUCGAACUUCCAACUACAAAAUCAUGAAUACUUGGCAAAUGAAUCCAGAACGAGCUGGUUUAGAAAAAUUCUUCGCACACGUGAACCAGGAACCGGAAAAUAGGCCUAAUAGCAUACAGUAGUAGUUUUCUGUUAAGAAGAAAGAAUUCCUUUGUUGGGGGGAAAGGGGCCGACAUAGCGCAGCAUAAUCCAAUCAAUUUUAGUUAUAUUAAUUACUAAAAAAACUUCUGUAAACGAAAAUAGGUUAUGUGGUUAUAGAUUUAUUACAAAAUUUUCUGUAUAUUUCUUAAGCACGGCAAAUAUUGAUUUCUAACGAGACCUUUUUAAGUUAACAUAGUAACAUAAUAAAUUGAAAAUUUUAAUUAAAAAAUGAAUCAUAUACAUGCAAUUAAUACAUUUAGUUGUACAAAGUAAAAAAAGAAAUAAAUAAAAAUUAUUACAUGCCAA